UUCACUCUGCUGCUGGAAUUUCCAGUUCAUGUGGUGGGAGCCACAUCACGUGAGGCCUCUUUACCCCCCGAUCACUGCUAUGAUUUUAUUGCAGGCUUGAUUAGGCACAUGUGACUAACUGCAAAGCCCUGUUGGCAACGGGUGAGCGGUUGGCAAAAAGCAGAGGUCUUGCAGGGCUCUGAGAUGUAACGAGAUUCCGCCUAACAAGUUCACGAAGCGAGACGGGUUCCUUGGGAAAUUUGAUUCCUCUGGCGGUGUGGAACGCAGUUGGCCCAACUCACUUCAUUUCACACAUUAACUGUUUGCGUAGAGGAGAGACAUUUUCAUUCCACAGGCGGUCUCCACUACCUCACAGAGAGAAAAUGCUCCCCCUGCUUCGCUUCCCACAGAAGGACCAGCCAAGACGACUUGCAGCACUGUAUGAACUUGAAAGGGAACCAGCCUAUUGGGAUGCUCAGGCAAAAGCAACGCUGGAUGCUGCCCUCAAACUCCGCCCCCGAGAGCACCAAGCCAAGAACCUCAUCCUGUUCCUCGGCGACGGAAUGGGUGUGUCCACAGUGUCGGCAGCUCGAAUCCUGCGAGGUCAGAUGGAAGGCAGAUCGGGGGAGGAGACAAUGCUCGCCAUGGACACCUUCCCAUACGUGGCCCUGUCAAAGACCUACAGCGUGGACAAGCAGGUAGCGGACAGCGCCAGCACUGCCACGGCCUACCACUGCGGGGUGAAGGCCAACGCUAAGACGGUGGGGCUCAGCGCCAAGGCAGUGGCCUACGAGUGUAACACCACCUUUGGCAACGAGGUCUUCUCGGUUCUACGACGUGCUAAAGCUCAAGGUAAAUCAGUUGGUGUAGUGACCACCACCCGCGUCCAGCACGCCUCCCCGGCCGCUGCUUACGCGCACUCUGUCAGCCGCAGUUGGUACAGUGACGCAGAUCUUCCUUCCAGCGCCCACCAGCAGGGCUGCGUCGACAUCGCAACCCAACUGGUCACCAAUGUUGAUAUUGAUGUGAUUCUGGGGGGAGGGAGGAUGUACAUGACGCCAAAAGGAACUCCAGACCCAGAGUACCCCACCUCCAACUCUCGCAAAGGGGACCGCAAAGACAAAAGGAACCUCAUUGACGUGUGGCUCAAGGCCAAACCGAACAAGAAAUCCCACUAUGUUUGGCACAGGAAGGAGUUUGACGAGAUAAAUGUUAAAGCUACUGACCGGCUGAUGGGUCUGUUUGAGCCAAAGGACAUGAGGUUUGAGGUUUUCCGAAACAGAACACGAGACCCCUCCAUUGUGGAGAUGACAGAGAAAGCCAUACAAAUCCUCAGCAAGAAUCCAAAAGGAUACUUUCUGUUUGUUGAAGGAGGGAGAAUUGAUCAUGGCCACCAUAGUGGCAUUGCCAAAUUGGCCCUGACAGAAGCUGAGAUGUUUGACCGAGCCAUUCAGCGUGCUGCGCAGCUAACGAGGGAACACGACACCCUCACUGUGGUCACUGCUGACCACUCCCACGUCUUCACAUUUGGCGGUAACACACCUCGAGGAAAUCCCAUUUUCGGUCUGGCACCAAAGAAUGCUGAUGACAAAAUGCCUUUCACCAGUCUCCUGUACGCCAACGGCCCCGGCUACGUCCACAUAAAUGGAACCAGAGGGAACAUCACAAUGGUGGAUUACUACGACGAGGAGUACAUGCAGCAGGCGGCUGUCCCGCUGGAUGUUGAGACGCACGGCGGGGAGGAUGUGGCCAUCUACGCCAAAGGCCCAAUGGCUCACCUCAUUCACGGGGUGAAAGAGCAGAACUACGUGGCGCAUGUCAUGGCCUAUGCUGCCUGCUUGGAGCCCUACAAGAACUGCCCUCCUCACCCCCACAGCCACACCUCAAGCGGGUGUGCGACCCCUACAUCAAGCCUUCUGUUUGGCCUGCUCAGCUUCCUCUGGUUACUCAGAUGACCCCCUAACGCACACACGCACAGAAAUACUUUGUAUGUAUACAGCGAUGCAGACACUGAGUACAUAUACACACAAACAUUUUACUUACACAGGCUGACAAUUCAGAAUGCAGGGACGGACAAAUGCAGUUAGCAACUAAGAGAGAAUCCAAAGUGCAGGCUUCAGCAUGUAGGUAGUAUUCAAAUACAAACUUAGUCACCACAACAUCAACAGAACGUGACUACUAACUUGCACUAACUAUUUCUUUCAUUAGCUUGAUUUGUACUUUUCUUGUUUUUUGAAUUUAUUCUUUGUGGGCACUGUCGUUGCUGAAAAGCUAGUUAAAAUGAGCUAAAAGCAGUAAUUUACUGUUUCCAUGCAGUAUUAUGUGAGGCUUUACCUAGAAUAACUUGAAACAAACAGACCAAGGGCUCACUGUUGAGCUUGUGGACACUUAGACACACAGCGGCUGACGUACAUCAUCGUCAUUGUCCGGGUGGAAUAAAUAAUUAUAUGAUGGUAAGAGAAACCUAAACUACAAGCCACCACGGCGUACCGAGCUGCCACACCAAAAGACCUUACAAGAACUCAGGAAGAAACUGUACUUCUGUAAGGACUGAAAUAUAUGUAACAAUUGUUCAGAUGUAAUCAAUUUGUAUCUUCACCUACUUGGUUCCAAAUAGUAAAUCUGUUCUCUUUCAGAUCUAUUUAGAUUGUACAAGAAUGUAUUUGUCAGCAAUAUUUUUUUUCAAUGUAUUUUUAUACUAUUUUCUAAAUGUUACUUAAAUAAGGAUAAAGAAAGAAAAGAUGUUUUUUUU
Molecule: messenger RNA, 2731 nt
Organism: Gasterosteus aculeatus aculeatus (three-spined stickleback)
Lineage: Eukaryota; Metazoa; Chordata; Actinopteri; Perciformes; Gasterosteidae
Source: RefSeq, a predicted model, not a curated record